This is a messenger RNA of Antrostomus carolinensis (chuck-will's-widow), 1576 nucleotides long. RefSeq names its product vesicle amine transport 1 like (gene VAT1L). Bases 1 to 1086 code for a protein of 361 amino acids. NCBI's taxonomy places the organism in Eukaryota, Metazoa, Chordata, Aves, Caprimulgiformes, Caprimulgidae. Gene Ontology annotation, molecular function: oxidoreductase activity; zinc ion binding. The record is from RefSeq and is a predicted model, not a curated record. The transcript has 10 exons.
AUGAUGAUGGACUUGUGGUCUAAUCUGGGAGACUGGAUUUUCAGGCAAUUUGGCCAAGGUGGUUUGAACUUUAUUGAUUUGAUGGUGCGACAGGGGAAUAUCGACAACCCUCCUAAGACACCAUUGGUUCCUGGGUUUGAAUGCUCUGGAAUUGUAGAAGCUCUUGGAGAUAGUGUCAAAGGAUUUGAGAUUGGCGACAGAGUCAUGGCUUUUGUAAACUACAAUGCAUGGGCUGAAGUCGUAUGUACCCCAGUAGAAUUUGUCUACAAGAUCCCAGAUGACAUGAGUUUUUCUGAAGCUGCUGCGUUUCCCAUGAACUUUGUAACUGCCUACAUGAUGCUCUUUGAAGUUGCUAACCUAAGAGAAGGCAUGUCUGUGCUGGUUCACUCGGCAGGAGGUGGGGUGGGUCAAGCUGUUGCUCAGCUCUGUUCAACUGUUCCCAACGUUACUGUUUUUGGAACAGCUUCAUCUUUCAAACAUGAAGCAAUCAAAGACUCAGUCACUCACCUGUUUGACAGAAAUGCAGACUAUGUUCAAGAAGUAAAAAGAAUCUCAACAGAUGGAGUAGAUAUUGUUUUGGACUGUCUUUGUGGAGAAAAUACUGGAAAAGGCCUCAGUCUUCUCAAACCACUUGGGACUUACAUUUUGUAUGGUUCAUCUAACAUGGUUACUGGGGAGACAAAAAGCUUCUUCAGUUUUGCAAAAUCAUGGUGGCAGGUUGAGAAAGUAAAUCCUAUCAAGCUGUACGAGGAGAACAAAGUCAUUGCUGGAUUUUCCCUGUUGAAUCUGCUUUUCAAACAGAAUCGAGGUGGCCUGAUCAAGGGUGUGAUGGACAAACUCCUAAAUCUAUAUAACAGUAAGAAGAUCAAGCCUGUGGUUGAUUCAUUAUGGGCUUUGGAAGAGGUGAAGGAGGCCAUGCAGAGAAUCCAUGACCGAGGAAAUAUAGGAAAACUAAUUCUGGAUGUGGAGAAAGCACCCACUCCCCUGAUGGCCAACGACAGCACAGAGACAAGUGAGGCUGGAGAAGAGGAAGAAGACCAUGAAGGGGACAAUGAGAAUAAAGAGCGCAUGCCAUUCAUCCAGUAACUGCCAGAGGUGGUGGAAGCAGAAAGGUUGAUGAAGUAGAAGGGAACAAGACUGGGAAAUCUAUUCUGUGCAUCAGUGAACAAAUGCUGUAGUACAGUGUGUGUUGUAUUUGUCUGCAGUCAGCUGAGCUAUGAGCUGUUGAUCAUUGUUGUUUUGAACUCAAGUGCCAUUCUCAUCCAGUGCAGUAUUAUGACAUUCCUGUGUAAUACCCACUUGCCCUGUAAGAGUCCCAUGGAUUUUUCUUUCCUGGUUUAAAAGCCUUAUUAACUUACUGUGUAAUCUUAGAUGGGCAUCUUUCUCAUGCAAAUUCCAACAUUUUGCUUAAAGUUAUUUGAGGGGUCUGGGCUUUUUUUGAAAGUUGGAAACAGUAACAAAAAAAAUUCCCCACAUGCUGUCUGGAAGAUUCUAGAAACUGGAGGGAGGAUUUUCAGUUUGUGGAUUUUCAGUGUUAAAUAGUUUUCCUUUUAUGAACCACAGAUAAAAGUUGCAA